AUGGAAGCGUGUUGGAAAUAUGGCAUGUUUUUUUGCAACAGUUUCAUGAUUAUUGGAGCUUAUUAUUUCAUGGAACUUCCGGUUGGUCUACAAAACGAGAUUAUGAAUAGCCGUUUUUCUUAUAUGGGAUCUAACAACACCAGCAAUAGGACAGACUGUAAAUUAUGUCUUGGUUUUGGAGAGGUCCGGUACAAUGUAUUAUUUGCUAUCUCUAGAUGGACUUCUGCCGUCCUGUGUCUUCCUUUAGGUUUCCUGAUAGACAAACUUGGAAAUGGACGUUCUGCAAUACUGUUCAGUUUAACGCCACUAAUAGGCUCAAUACUGUUCGCCCUGGGAGCCAUGUCUCACACCCCUGUGACUACGCCUACCUACAUACUGAUGGUGGUAGGAUAUGGCUUGUUAGCGUUUGCGUACGGAACUCUGCGGUUUGUAAAGGCCAGAGUGAUAGCCCAUUGUUUUCCAGACUCCACAUUUAUCGGCAUAGCGUUCAGUUCACUUGGAUAUACCGGGCAAGCUAUGAGUCUCUACUUGUCGCCUUAUGUUGCAGUACACGUAGGGGCAAUAGCUGCCGCGUGGUUAGCAACAGCAGCCUGUGGAUUUGGAGUUUUGUGUGCUGUUGGUUUGGCUCUACUUCUCAAACAUCAAGUACCAAAGAUGUCUACUGAUUCUGAAUACAACAAAAUGUUGACUCUGAGCGAUUUAAGGGCACUACCGGGAUCGUACUGGUUCUUUAUAAUGACUACAGCGUUUUCGUCAGCCUGUUGGACUGUUAAACAAGCCAAUUUACCAGAUUACUUGGUAUUACGACAUGGUUACACAAUGGAAGAAGCUAGUCAUAUAACUGGUAUACCUUCAAUCAUGAAUUUACUGACACCUUUCUUAUGUAUCCUACUGAGGAAGGUCGACUCUGAUGGACUCAUGAACACGGGAUUUCUAGCGUGGUUACUGAUUUUCUAUGCCUUACUGGGAUUCUGUCCGGCUCUCAACGUUUAUGUCAUAGCCAUUGCAGACGGGUUUGGAGUUACAAUGUCUGGGGUAAUGAUGUGGCAGGUUCUCUUGGAUCUUAGUCCCGCGUCUCACGUAGGCACUUUGGGUGGGUUGAUGUUUUUAUUCAGGAGUUCGUGUACAGCAUUGAUCUUCGUUGUCUCGGGAUAUAUUCUGAAGAGACAUCAAGUGCUGGAGUUAAAUGAAGCACUUCUUGGCUAUCAGAAUUUGUUUAUCUUGCUGGUAACCUUGUCGUCCAUCGGGGUGAUAAGUGGAGUAUUGAUGAACAUACUGGAUUUCCGAAAGGACUGCGCUUUGAAUUCCACAAUAAGAGGAUGGAGACAAUCUAAUAUCGAAGCUAUAGGAUUAAUGUCGAUGAUUCAACCGUCCAGCAAAUACAGUGGUAUUGACAACAUUAAUAACGAUACCUUGAAUGAUGACACAUCCUCUCGAAAUUCAACAAAGUCAAAUGACGAAUAA
Ylistrum balloti is the source of this 1464-nucleotide messenger RNA. RefSeq names its product major facilitator superfamily domain-containing protein 1-like. NCBI's taxonomy places the organism in Eukaryota, Metazoa, Mollusca, Bivalvia, Pectinida, Pectinidae. Gene Ontology annotation, biological process: transmembrane transport. The transcript is spliced from 13 exons. The coding region runs from base 1 to 1464 and encodes 487 amino acids. The record is from RefSeq and is a predicted model, not a curated record. Gene Ontology annotation, molecular function: transmembrane transporter activity.